AUGCAGCCUGGAGAAAAUGGUGAUCCUGUGGGCAACGACUGGGCAGACGAAAUUCUGGAGGAGCGGCGGCUUCAUGAGGAGCCUGUAGAAAAUGGUGAUGCUUGGGGCAGCAGCUGGGCAGACGAAAUUCAUGAGGAGCGGCGGCUUCAUGAGGAGCGGCGGCUUCAUGAGGAGGAAGCCAACGGCUGGCCAGACGAAAUUCUGGAGGAUCUGCUUCGUGAGCGGCAGCUUCAUGAGGAGCGGCUGCUUCAUGAGGAGCGUCGUCUUGAGGAGCGUCUUGGGCAGCUUUUUGAGCAGUGGAGCAUGGAAAUUCACAGAGAGAGAGUGCGAAGGCUUCGCAAUCACUUUGAGCAAUGGAUCAUGGAACACUGCUUCAUUUUGUUCGGACUGCUUUUUGUUUUUCUGGUUGAUGACAUCAACAACCCAAUUGAUGGUCCUUACAAGCCUCCUCAAUACAAGCACCAUGGGAAGAGCAAUGGUGGUCCAAUGGAUGUGGAUCAGAAACAAAUAAGUCAAGAGGAAAUUACUGCUGGAUGCACUAUUCUGGUGCCUGCUUCGUUUGGUUUUGAUACGGAUGUGUUUGAAACGGAGGAGAACUUGGCCUGUGGCUCGGGAGAAAGAACCAAAUUCUCUGUUUCGGUGGGCGAUUCCACAGCGGACUCCUAUUCCCUUUGUUGUAUGACAUCUUUGAUUGGUGUAAUGUACAUAGGUUCAAUUUAUGCAGCUAAUUUGUGCUUGUAA
Messenger RNA from Ilex paraguariensis (yerba mate), 741 nucleotides. Lineage: Eukaryota; Viridiplantae; Streptophyta; Magnoliopsida; Aquifoliales; Aquifoliaceae. The record is from the annotation of a GenBank genome assembly.